This is a messenger RNA of Polyodon spathula (Mississippi paddlefish), 1679 nucleotides long. RefSeq names its product peptidyl-prolyl cis-trans isomerase C-like. Gene Ontology annotation, biological process: protein folding; protein peptidyl-prolyl isomerization. The record is from RefSeq and is a predicted model, not a curated record. Gene Ontology annotation, cellular component: intracellular membrane-bounded organelle. Gene Ontology annotation, molecular function: peptidyl-prolyl cis-trans isomerase activity. The coding region runs from base 75 to 860 and encodes 261 amino acids. The transcript is spliced from 5 exons. NCBI's taxonomy places the organism in Eukaryota, Metazoa, Chordata, Actinopteri, Acipenseriformes, Polyodontidae.
CAGCAGAAAUAACGUGAAACGUUGUAAAGUAAUGUUGCAGACUUUCUGAAAAUCGCAAAUUGAAACGUACAGACAUGAAAACCACAACUCCUCCCCCUAACGUAUUCCAAAAAGAUUCUGCAUCUCCCCUGCUCACGGGUCUGCUCUAUGCAGGAAGUGCUUCAGUGAUUUAUAUUCGUCUUCCAGCAGAAGCUGCGGCUUUUUUUUCCCCCAAGUCCUUUCUAGCACGAAAGAUGGAACCGAGAAUAGUACUCAGCGUUUUGACUCUUCUAGUCUUAGCAGCAUUUCCUGCCAUGGAAUGCGCGAAAGGAAAAAGAGGACCAAAACUAACAGCCAAGGUGUUCAUUGAUAUCCAGGUGGGAGAGUACGAGGUUGGCAGAAUAGUUAUUGGGCUAUUUGGGGAAGUUGUGCCAAAGACAGUGAACAACUUUAUUGCCCUUGCAACUGGUGAGAAAGGAUACGGCUACAAAGGAAGUAAAUUUCACCGGGUCAUCAAAGACUUCAUGAUCCAAGGAGGAGACUUUACUGCUGGAGAUGGAACUGGAGGUAUGAGCAUCUAUGGAGUGACAUUUCCAGAUGAGAACUUCAAGCUGAAGCACUUGGGAGCAGGGUGGGUCAGCAUGGCCAAUGCAGGCCCAGAUACCAAUGGUUCCCAGUUCUUCAUCACCUUAGCAAAAGCACCCUGGUUGGAUGGCAAGCACGUUGUGUUUGGGAAGGUCCUUGAAGGAAUGUCUGUGAUUCACACAAUAGAACUUCAAGACACAAAUGAUCAAAAUCAACCCUUCCAGGACUGUGUGAUUUUUAACAGUGGUAAGAUAGAUGUGAAAGAACCAUUUGUGCUAGAAUUGGAAGGCUGGUAAAAAGUAAUAAUAAUAAUAAUAAUAAUAAUAGUAAUGUGUGGAAUUAUGCAUGAUCAAAAGUAUAGCUUCGCAAACUAGCAAUAUGUUAAGAUGUAUCAAAAUGUUCAGGACAAAGUUAAAUAAUGUAUUGAUCAUAAAACUUUUAGAUAAAAGGGCUCACAUUUCUGAAACUGAAUUCAGUGCUCUUGGUCUGCCAUGGAUAUUUUGUUAUUUGGCUCAGUUCUCCGCAGUAUUUUAUGCAAUACCGCUGUAAUAACCAUAUGUUGCACUGUUUGUUGUUUCUGCACUAUCCAGGUAUAUUAACCUAGCAACUAACCUGUUCAAUAAUAAUAACUUCAAUAAAAGGCAAUAAUUCAAAGUGAGUGAUUUGGUGUGGAACUGUGGUAGCAUGGAUAUAAUUAUGAAGAUUGUAUUUAAUUUAAAUACUUAACUACUCAAUUCUACUAAGAAAACUAAUGCAAUAUUUUUACGUAGAAAAUAACAUUUUAUAUAUUAUUGUACCACUUACAUAACGAUCAUAUCAAAUUAAGGAUAUUAUGCAUGGUGUCAAUAUUUUUUUGUAUCAUUUUGCUCCAUAUCCUGGAUUAGCAAGGCUUCACGUGGUCAGAUGUGUUUAAUCAAACAAGCAGGAAUUAUUACUAUUAAGCUUUAGUUAACACUAAUCUUGUGUAAUAAAAAUAACAUGCACCUGUAUGUAAAACUAAUGUAGAGUUUAUACAUGCUGUUACAUAAUUGUAUUCAAAUUGUUGUGUAAAAGUGUUGAUGGUGCUAAUGUAUUUUUUUGUUUGUUUUACGCAAACGAAUACAGUCAUUACAAUA